Messenger RNA from Blepharisma stoltei, 2797 nucleotides. Lineage: Eukaryota; Ciliophora; Heterotrichea; Heterotrichida; Blepharismidae. The record is from the annotation of a GenBank genome assembly.
AUGGAUAUAGAGCCAGAAAUAGAUGAAACUCAAGCCAAAAAUGUUGCUGUGCAGCUCGGAGACCAGAUAGAGCAGGCAAAAGAAGAAAUCGAACAAAUAAUAGACAAGGGCAAAGAGCUCCGUGACAAUAUCAGAAGGAAAAAGAGAGUACUACCCAUAUAGGAACUUGAAAAAAUCAAAGACCAAAUCCACCAAGCUGCUAGCAAAUUAAAUGCUCAAAAAGCAGAAGAGAACAAAAAAGCAGGCCCUUCAUUAUUAAAUGAUACCGAACAAGAAGCUUAUAACAUGAAAUUCAACGAAGUGAUUACUGAAAUGUUCAAUUAUUAUUCCUCUAAAUAUGAAAUUGAAAAUGGCUAUGCUAAAUUCAAAGAAAAUCUAGCAUCAGUUGAUGUAGAAUUCGAAGGACAAAGAGUAUCAUUUUUUGUAAACUAUACAACUACGUUUAAUCUUCUAAUUUCUCUUAAAUAAUAUAUUAUUUUAAUUAUUUUUAAAUAUUUUAAUAAAGAUAAUAAAUAAUAAAUUAUAGAGUAAAAGCUAUAAAUAGGAGUAAGAGAAAGAGUCAGCAGCUAUUGAUCUGUGCCAAUUGACGAUAUUUUUUUCACUGAUAUCAAGCCUGAUGAUAUUAAUUUCCCAAACCCUCCAAUUUUUUUAGGCGAGCAGUUCGUAAUGGAUGAAAUUUACCCAUGAAACCAUAUGAAAUGUAAAAAUAACUUGGUCCUUUAUUUGAUUCUCAGAAAAUACCAAUCCCUCGAAGACAAAGUUGAAGAAUUGCUACCUAAAACUCACAUGAGAACAGACAGAAACUCAGCUGAUGAGCUCAAAGUUUCAGACGACGAACAAACCAUCAACGACAAAAAACGAAAAAAAGGCCAGGAGCCAAUCGACCACGGCAAAGAAAUAAAGAAAAAACAACGCACAUAUACAAUAAUCAGCAUAUUACAGUCAAUAUUUUCUUUAACUUUGUUUUUGUUAUGAUCAUUUAUGAUGCCUGCAGAAACGCUUGCGAAAAAAGCUGUAUGAAUGAACCAUUUAAUUGAGCAGAAAUUUUUGUGGGAUUUUGAUUUCAGGUAUGACGUAUAUUCUAUGCAUAUGGAGACUUCUUCUAGCACUGACCCUUAUGUAAUGAUUUUGGACGAAGUAACGUUCUGAGACUACGUUUAUUGGAUUGAACAAAUUGUAUUUGCUAAUAAUAUUGCUGAAGAAAGAGACUAUGGGACUGUUAGCGAUAAUAUAAAAAUGAUAGGAUAUGUAGAAUUUCGACAAGUCAGGUCAAAAGUACACCAAUGUGAAGAGGAUUUAAUUAAAAAUUACACGUGCGCUGAUAGCUUUUCUCUAGAUGAUGCAGAUAAAACUGAUUAUGGCACAUAUGAUGGCUUCAAAUAUAAAACGUCUAAUAACGAUUUUAUCAUAUAUGGGAGCAUUUCGUCUUAUAAUCUUGAUGGGUUUUCUGCUUAUCUUGACCCUACAAACUUUACAGACUGGUCUUUGAAAAAACAGCGGCUUAUUGCUAAUAAAUGAAUUGAUCCAGGCACCCGCGCGGUUUUCCUCACUUUUAAUCUAGCUAACGUCGAUCUUGGUUUACUUACAACUGUAAUGCCAUUUGUGGAAAUUGACAGAGUCGGCAACUAUUUUACGAAUUUCCAAAUUUAUACCAUAAAUUAUGAGCUUUAUAAAGACGACUUGAUUUAUUAUCAUGUAUUUAUUUUUAUUUUACUGUUUUUUGCCACGAUUUUUGAGAUUAGAAGGCUUUUUCUCCCAAGGAUUUUUUACAAAUAUAUGGCCAAAAAGUUUUUGACGAAUGAAGAAUCUGAUGUAAAUUUCAAAGAGCUGAACGAGCUCUUGAUAGAAAAUAAUAAAAAACCGUUUUAUAAGAGGCUUAGAAAGCCUAAUGGGACUGAAAUAUUUGUAUUCGUAGUAUUAGUGUGUGCUUGGAUUAUGGAAAUAACUAAACUAAUAUGAUAUUCUUCAGCUUAUAAGCCAGGUAUUGAUAUAAUUAUUUAUAAUUAAUAUAAAAUUCCAACAGUUUCCAUUUUCCUUUUAUUAUAACAAAAAUAGAUAGCAGCUACCAGCAAAAUGCUUAAAUCAAUUGUAAAUAGGCAUAUAGACACAUCAACCUAUACAAAUUUGAUUAAAAUAGGAUAUAGAGGUUUCCUCUAUAUAGCGCUAAAAGCGCAGACAUUUUCCCAGGAGCUUUCCAAGUUCGUCGGACCAAAUCGCUUUUUGGUCCGACCAAGGCAUUGAUUUGGUGCAACCUACCGAUAAAUUCCGAUCAGAAUUUAUCGGCCUUUACAGCGCCAAACAUAGGAAACUUCUAUAUGAGUUCCAAGCAAUUGAAAACGCAACAAGCAUAAUCAUUGUUACUUUAGCUCUAACUUUGCUGAGAUAUGGAGUAUUUUAUAGUAGAAGAUUAACCCUGAUGUAUAACAUGGUAAAAAGAGCAAUGAUCGAAAUCUGUGUUUUCCUGUUUUUCUGUGUAUGUACUCCUAUAAUAGGGUUUACUGUACUUUAUUUCUAUAUGUUGGGGCCAUGGGAUAUGACUUUUUCAAGAGUUGACUACGCGUUUUUGGGGAUCAUUAGACUUGUGUUGGGUGAUUGACCAACUAAGUAUGAUGCCUUUUAUAUUGUUCCUAUUGGGUAUAUCAUUAUUUAUCAACUUGUUUUUGCUGUUUGGAGAAUUAUUAUUAUUAACUGCCAAAUUAUUAACUUGAAAGAAGUGCUGUCGCUGUCUAGAACUAAAGCUUUGAGUACAGGAGUGAAAAGCAGACGAAAGCAAAAAGAAGAAGAGAAUCAAAAAUAA